AUGGUCGUUACUGUUGGUGAAGUCGUCAACGCCACCUGGAGCCCUCCGCCAGUAGCAUGGUUGAACUUCACCAACUGCUCUGCAGCAGCAGCAUGGCUUGCCGCCUACGGCCAGCUUUAUGAGGAUGAAGGCUCACUGUGGGAUGGUGUUUCUUUCGACAUCGUGAUCGGCUAUCUAGGUUCUAUGAUACCAAGGAAUUGGACCAAGCCGACGGACGCGAACCUUCUGGUCUGGUAUCAUGAAAAGAACUACUUCCGAGACAACAAUGCGCUUCUCAUGGACAUGAUCAACUUCCCACUGGCCAAGUGCAGUGCGCAAGUUUGCCCAAAGCUUCAGUGGGAAGGCGAUCCGGAUCUUACCGGCGUUGGCGCUAUGAUGUCUUAUUACAUGCUGGCCGUUUUUGCCACUUUAUACUUUAUCGUUCUUUUCUCGGAUAGUCUCAGAGACUUUACCGGAGCAGCUGCACCCGCGGGACGGAAAGAGAAUCACAAGAUCCUCAUCAACUGCUUUCGGAAGUCCCUAAACACGUUUCAAGACGCCGUGCUUCUCUUUGCAAUAUCAGUCAAUGUAGCGUCCAUCACGCGCUGGGCGGCGCCAAUAGUCCACCCACAUGAGCCGCACGCCUUCUACGGCCUUCUAAACGCCAACUUCAUGUCCUCGUUCUCCAUAUUCCCGGCCCUAGCGCUGCAGUCGCUAUCCCCGGGCCUGCGCCGUAAACGGAUCCGGCUAUUCCUCUGGUUCCUCGUCAUCAUCUUCGCCUUGACCGUCGAAGUCCUCUACCGCUACGUCUACGGGGCGUAUUUCCAGUACCUUUGGAGCCAGGACACCAUGGUUUCCGAAGACAUCUGGCUCGCAAAAUGUGACUCGCACAAAAUGCGCAGCAUCCUGGCGUACAUGACCACCGCCGGUCACGUAUUUCUGGCUCUCAAUUGCCUCCGCUGGCUGUACCACGCCACGGCGACAUUCCGCCGCAGCGGCCUUCGGAAGCUUCAGAACGGAAGCGUGGACCUAUCGAAUGCGGGACCGUGGCGGCGGAGAUGGGAGGUGUGCCAGCCGUACCUUAGGCUCAUCGAUGGUGCCAUCUGCGGCCUGUUCAUGUGGACUUUCCUCUUUCUGUUCACGGCGUAUAGGGAGGCAGUGAAAUCCAAGGCGGGUGAGUCAGACCAGGACACAGAGUGGACUUUCGGCCAGGUGCUGUCGCUUGUCACUUGGGCGCCCGUGGCGCUUGAGCUGAUAACUGUUUACCUUUACGAGACCAAGGGCCGCACCAAAGAAAAGAGCCAUGGCUUCCGCCCGUUAUCCAAUCCAUCAUACCAGGAAAAGCCGGACGAUGAGCACGUCUACAGGAGCAGAUGGCAAAGGGUACCCCUGGAUGAUGAUGUUGAGCAGCGGCCGCGCUAUAGCAUGGAGGUUCGGGCCUCUCAGGCUGUUCGGCCGUGGCCUCGGCUCCCGAUCACGCCGAGGAAGAGUCAUUUUAAUUAG
Messenger RNA from Diaporthe amygdali, 1482 nucleotides. RefSeq lists its product as uncharacterized. Bases 1 to 1482 code for a protein of 493 amino acids. Lineage: Eukaryota; Fungi; Ascomycota; Sordariomycetes; Diaporthales; Diaporthaceae. The record is from RefSeq and is a predicted model, not a curated record. The transcript is spliced from 4 exons.